CGCACUCGAGGCCCGAGCUGCGCACGCACGCUCGGCCAUGGCUGCGGUAGCGUUGCUGCUGCUGCUGCUGCUGGUGUCGCCGGCCGCCUCAGCGCCAGCGCGAGACCCCUUCGCCCCGCAGCUCGGUGACACGCAGAGGUGCCAGCAGCGUUGUCACCAGCGCCACUCUGUCCCGCCACCCGUUCAGCCUGAGCCAGAGAGCCCCUCAGAGUCCCCGAAUAACAAGGCCGUCCUUGUCAGUGCUUGUGAGCGUGGCUGUCGACUUUUCUCCAUCUGCCGCUUCGUGGCCAGGAGCUCCAGGACCAACGCCACAGAGACAGAAUGCAAAGCCGCCUGCACUGAGGCUUAUGUGAAGGCAGCAGAGCAACGGGCCUGCAGUGACGGAUGCUGGGGCCAGACCCCUGAACCUGAGACCCGUCUGGAGCUGAAGAAAACAGCUUUGGAACCACCCAGAGGAUCUCUGUCCCUGCUGGAAUGGUUUUCCAUACUCUGCAGUGAGCUCAUGAGUUCCGCCCAGGGCCUCGUGUCCUCUACAUGGACAUACUCCCUUCAGACAGACAACCGGAAGGUGGUGGUGUUCCAGACUCAACCUGUGGUAGAGAGCUUUGCAUUCCAAGGGAGCCGUCUUAAGCGAAUGGAGGUGACCUGGAAGGGGUCCCACCCUGAGGCCCUGGAGGGGCACAUGGACCCUUUAGGCCCCUUGGACAAAGAGAGGAGGACUAAGACCCGGGUGAAGACCAGCAAGGCCAAGGUGGAGUCUGAGGACCAACAAGAGAAUGACUUCCUCAGUUGCAUGUCCCGGCGCUCGGGGCUGCCUCGGUGGGUAUUGUUCUCCUGCUUCUUCCUCUGCAUCCUGGUCUUACUGUGGCUGAGUUGCUGUACCCUGGUCACCACACCUGGCCAGUCCCUCAAACUCCAACCUCUGGUGGCAGAGCAGCAUAAGAAUCUCCUGGUGGAGUCAUACUGGCCUUUGUUCCCGCCCCCGCCGCCUGCCUAUGAGGACAGCCCCCCGCCCUACAAGUUAAAGCUAGAUUUGACCACGCUGUAAUCCUCGACCUGUUGCCAAGUGGAGGGGGCCUCUCCACAGUCAUUUCUCUCUGUACCCUGAAGUCCAAGGUCAGGGUGGGGAACCAGCCUUGGGCCUCAUCUAGUCCCCAGUCCUGUUUCCCUCUCUUCAGCAAACCCCUAAGUCCCCUUGAAAUAGAGUAACCUGAAUGGCUGGGAGGGGGAUCUGGUCUCCCCACCCCACUGUCUUGCUUCCUCUGGGGCUAGCUUUUGGCUUUUCUCACAUGCUCUGGCUAUGAAUCUGGUCUGUGUUGCCUUUCUUUUUCUUUCUCUGUGUCCUCACUUGGGGGCUGAGGUCUCCGGUUCCCCUCUGCUAAGGCUCUUUCCCUUCAUUUAUCCCUGGUGAUGCAGUCCCCCACAAGGGAGCAGUGGAGACUCCCUGCUGGGAGGGGAUGAGAAGGAGUAAACCUUUAAAUAAAGUGAAUAAAAGAUAGGGUGG
Microtus ochrogaster (prairie vole) is the source of this 1504-nucleotide messenger RNA. NCBI's taxonomy places the organism in Eukaryota, Metazoa, Chordata, Mammalia, Rodentia, Cricetidae. The record is from RefSeq and is a predicted model, not a curated record.